AGUGAAACUGUGUAACCUUUGCUCCCUCUCAGGUCUUGGAUCAGUGUCCAAAAAGGAGCCAGACUUCUUUAAAAACCAUCCAACACAGCUCCAGAUUUCCUUCCUCCUCCUCCUCUUCCUCCUCAUCUUCUCAGCAGCAGAUCCCCGUGCUCCUUGCCAGCCUCGCCUACCCUAUCCGCCUGUGACGCCACCAUGGACCGCUCGACGCAGGAGCUGUUCCUCAAUUUUAUGGUCGUCUUAAUCACUGUGCUGCUGAUGUGGCUGCUGGUGAAAAGUUACCAAGACUGAGCCAUGGAGAGAGAAGUGACAAGAUGAAUGAGGGGGUAGAGGAGAAGGAGAGAUAAGUGCGGAGGGAGGCCAGCAUGGUUGCUGUU
Monopterus albus (swamp eel) is the source of this 374-nucleotide messenger RNA. RefSeq names its product sarcolipin (gene sln). Lineage: Eukaryota; Metazoa; Chordata; Actinopteri; Synbranchiformes; Synbranchidae. The record is from RefSeq and is a predicted model, not a curated record. The transcript has a single exon. Bases 193 to 288 code for a protein of 31 amino acids. Gene Ontology annotation, molecular function: enzyme regulator activity. Gene Ontology annotation, cellular component: membrane.